Molecule: messenger RNA, 4338 nt
Organism: Sapajus apella (tufted capuchin)
Lineage: Eukaryota; Metazoa; Chordata; Mammalia; Primates; Cebidae
Gene: SART3
Product: spliceosome associated factor 3, U4/U6 recycling protein
Exons: 19
Coding region: 246-3137 (963 amino acids)
Biological process (GO): mRNA splicing, via spliceosome
Cellular component (GO): cytoplasm; nucleoplasm; ASAP complex
Molecular function (GO): protein binding; RNA binding
Source: RefSeq, a predicted model, not a curated record
CUGUCCGAAAUUGUGGCGGAACGCAUGCCAUGUUAUUGAGUUUUUUUCUAUGAUGGGAACUUUUGCAAGGAUAUAAUAAUAAUAUGAAUUUAGUGUAUUCGGAGAUUUUUCCGUUAUCUGAGGUUCCCAGUUUCCCUUUCAAUGGCAGAAAGGGGGCUUUUGAUCAGGCGCACACCGCGGGCAGCUUUUGCCUCAGCGGGUCUUCGGCGGCCGCGGGAAGACCCAAGAGUCACUAGAAGCGCAAGAUGGCGACGGCGGCCGCAUCCUCGGCUUCAGAACCCGAGGCUGAGCCCAAGUCUGGGCCCAAGGCUGACGGAGAGGAGGAUGAGGUUAAGGCGGCUAGGACAAGGAGGAAGGUGUUAUCGCGGGCUGUGGCCGCUGCCACGUACAAGACCAUGGGGCCAGGGUGGGAUCAGCAGGAGGAAGGCGUGAGCGAGAGCGAUGGGGAUGAGUACGCCAUGGCUUCCUCUGCGGAGAGCUCCCCCGGGGAGUACGAGUGGGAAUAUGAUGAAGAGGAGGAGAAGAACCAGCUGGAGAUUGAGAGGCUUGAGGAGCAGUUGUCUAUCAAUGUCUAUGACUACAACUGCCACGUGGACCUGAUCAGGCUGCUCCGGCUGGAAGGGGAGCUUACCAAAGUGAGGAUGGCUCGCCAGAAGAUGAGUGAGAUCUUUCCCUUGACUGAAGAGCUCUGGCUGGAGUGGCUGCACGACGAGAUCAGUAUGGCCCAGGACGGUCUGGACAGAGAACACGUGUAUGACCUCUUUGAGAAAGCCGUGAAGGAUUACAUUUGUCCUAACAUUUGGCUAGAGUAUGGCCAGUACUCAGUCGGUGGGAUUGGUCAGAAAGGUGGCCUUGAGAAAGUUCGCUCUGUGUUUGAAAGGGCUCUCUCGUCUGUCGGUUUACAUAUGACUAAAGGACUUGCCCUCUGGGAGGCUUACCGAGAGUUUGAAAGUGCUAUUGUGGAAGCUGCUCGGCUUGAGAAAGUCCACAGUCUCUUCCGGCGACAGUUGGCGAUCCCACUCUAUGAUAUGGAGGCCACAUUUGCAGAGUAUGAAGAAUGGUCAGAAGACCCAAUACCAGACUCGGUAAUUCAGAACUAUAACAAAGCACUACAGCAGUUGGAGAAAUAUAAACCCUAUGAAGAAGCACUGUUGCAAGCAGAGGCACCAAGGCUGGCAGAAUAUCAAGCGUAUAUUGAUUUUGAGAUGAAAAUUGGUGAUCCUGCUCGCAUUCAGUUGAUCUUUGAGCGCGCCCUGGUUGAGAACUGCCUUGUCCCAGACUUAUGGAUCCGUUACAGUCAGUACCUAGACCGGCAGCUGAAAGUAAAGGAUUUGGUUUUGUCUGUACAUAACCGUGCUGUUAGAAACUGUCCCUGGACAGUUGCCUUGUGGAGUCGGUACCUACUGGCCAUGGAGAGACAUGGAGUUGAUCAUCAAGUAAUUUCUGUAACCUUUGAGAAAGCUUUGAAUGCUGGCUUCAUCCAGGCCACUGAUUAUGUGGAGAUUUGGCAGGCAUACCUUGAUUACCUGAGGAGAAGGGUUGAUUUCAAACAAGACUCCAGUAAAGAGCUGGAGGAGUUGAGGGCCGCCUUUGCUCGAGCCUUGGAGUACCUGAAGCAGGAGGUGGAAGAGCGUUUCAAUGAGAGUGGUGAUCCAAGCUGCGUGAUCAUGCAGAACUGGGCUAGGAUUGAGGCUCGGCUGUGCAAUAACAUGCAGAAAGCUCGGGAACUCUGGGAUAGCAUCAUGACCAGAGGAAACGCUAAGUACGCCAACAUGUGGCUAGAGUAUUACAACCUGGAAAGGGCACAUGGUGACACCCAGCACUGCCGGAAGGCGCUGCACCGGGCCGUCCAGUGCACCAGUGACUACCCAGAGCAUGUCUGCGAAGUGUUGCUCACCAUGGAGAGGACAGAAGGUUCUUUAGAAGAUUGGGAUAUAGCUGUUCAGAAAACUGAAACCCGAUUAGCUCGUGUCAAUGAGCAGAGAUUGAAGGCUGCAGAGAAGGAAGCAGCCCUUGUGCAGCAAGAAGAAGAAAAGGCUGAACAACGAAAAAGAGCCCGGGCUGAGAAGAAAGCACUGAAAAAGAAGAAAAAGACCAGAGGCCCAGAUAAGCGUGGAGCAGAUGAGGAUGAUGAGAAGGAGUGGGGCGAUGAUGAAGAAGAGCAGCCUUCCAAACGCAGAAGGGUCGAGAACAGCAUCCCUGCAGCUGGAGAAACACAAAACGUGGAAUCAGCAGCAGGACCCGCUGGGAAAUGUGCCGUUGUAGAUGUGGAGCCCCCUUCAAAGCAGAAGGAGAAGGCAGCCUCCCUGAAGAGGGACAUGCCCAAGGUGCUGCAUGACAGCAGCAAGGACAGCAUCACCGUCUUUGUCAGCAACCUGCCCUAUAGCAUGCAGGAGCCGGACGUGAAGCUCAGGCCGCUCUUCGAGGCCUGUGGGGAGGUGGUCCAGAUCCGACCCAUCUUCAGCAACCGCGGGGAUUUCCGAGGCUACUGCUAUGUGGAGUUUAAAGAAGAGAAAUCAGCCCUUCAGGCGCUGGAGAUGGACCGUAAAAGUGUGGAAGGGAGGCCGAUGUUUGUUUCCCCCUGUGUGGAUAAGAGCAAAAACCCCGAGUUUAAGGUGUUCAGGUACAGCACUUCCCUGGAGAAACACAAGCUGUUCAUCUCGGGCCUGCCUUUCUCCUGCACUAAAGAGGAACUAGAGGAAAUCUGUAAGGCUCAUGGCACCGUGAAGGACCUCAGGCUGGUCACCAACCGGGCUGGCAAACCAAAGGGCCUGGCCUACGUGGAGUACGAAAAUGAAUCCCAGGCAUCGCAGGCUGUGAUGAAGAUGGACGGCAUGACUAUCAAAGAGAAUGUCAUCAAAGUGGCAAUCAGCAACCCUCCUCAGAGGAAGGUUCCAGAGAAGCCAGAGGCCAGGAAGGCACCGGGUGGCCCCAUGCCUUCACCGCAGACAUAUGGAGCGAGGGGGAAGGGAAGGACGCAGCUGGCUCUACUGCCUCGUGCCCUGCAGCGCCCAAGUGCUGCAGCUCCUCAGGCCGAGAACGGCCCUGCCCCGGCUCCUGCAGUUGCCACCCCACCAGCCACCGAGGCACCCAAGAUGUCCAAUGCCGAUUUUGCCAAGCUGUUUCUGAGAAAGUGAACGGGAUUCUGGGAGACAGGAAAUGCCUUACUUCACUCUGGCCCGGAGGACCACCCACACUACCCAGCAGUGCACUGGGGAUGGACAUGCCUGGUGUGCUGCCCACUCGCAACCACAGAUGGCUCCUCUGCUUCACAGAAAGGGGAAGAGGCCCUAAGUCAAGAGCCUUUUUCAGUGCUCCCUCAUAUUGAGGGCAGUGGCAGAAAAGCGACCACUCUGCAGGCUGGGCCCAGGAUGUGGUGUCCUAAGAGGCUUUUGUAUCUUCAAGACUGAGGCACAGAAGCGAAACUAGAAUACAGAGUUUUUGAGACGCACUUGUCCAAAUGUUCCUGGCCAGCUCCGGCCCCUUUUUAUAUGACACUUGUCUUCCACCCUGGACAGCACAUGUGCCCAUCAUUCUUUUAAAAGAUGAAAUGGCAGAUGCUAGUAAUUCACCAGAAUGGCCUAAUGUGGGGGUGGGUGUGAGGGAAGUCAUCUAAAAACAUUUGCUGAAUUUUUGUUCAAGGGGGCUGUGCAUUUUUAUAUUCUGUAUUUGUAAAUGAUAUGUCAACCAUUGUUUUAUGUUUCCUUAAAGCAGAAUAUUUGCGACAUUUGUAUAGGAAUUAUUUGUGCCACCUGCUGUGGACUGUUUUCUUUGCCUAGUGAUUAGUGACCUGUGUUGUCUAAACAUGAGUUUCAGCCCUUUGGUUUUGUUUAAUACCAUGUUAAAUGCAAACUUCACUUCUCCCCAUUUAGCUUUAUUAAACUGAAGUUCUCUUAAAAACUUUUUGCUGAACGGUACUCAGAUGUGCAUUCACAUAUGGAUGUGUUUUGAAGUGGGUGUACCUUGCUUUACCUAAUGGAUGUGUAAAUAGAACUUUUGUUAAGUCAAAUCUCAUUGUCACUUUGAUUUAAAUUAUUUCAGCUGUGAUGUGUCUUCAGUUUUAUACAAUUUAGGUUAUAGCAGUUUGACACUGGAGCUUAUGAGCUUUUUUACUUCACAUCUUUUAUCAAAUAAUAUUUAUUGCUUUGAAAACAGCAUUGCCAGUUCAGUAGGGGAAGCUUCCUUUAUUUACACAGUCUGGAGAAAGAUGUCAGGGAAUCCUUGUAUAUGUCAUGGGAAUCAACUCCUCAUUUAUCUGUUGUGUUAAGUUUUUGUGCAUCAGUCGGGCUUUUCUAUAUUUUUUUUAACUUAACAUUUUUUAAUAUAACCUAUUAAAAA